AUGAAGCCCGUCCUGCUUAUCUUCAUGCUGGUUCUUUCCAUUGAACUUGGGCAUUGUUCGAAAAUGACCGGUCCAUUUGAAGCUCUUUUUUUCUACUAUGCCUAUCAGAUCGAUGCCGCAGCUGCAGCCAGAGCAGCCGAAGACGGGAUCUCAUAUGAGGCCACAAUCGGAGGUGACUGUAUUGGUAAAGAUUGUACCUUGGAGGCCUUUUUGAGAACGAUCAUGGAUCCAUAUUAUGCGGAAGAUCUCACGCCCACUUCAACUGGAUCCACUAGAAGCCCUGACGUCUAUGCAACAGCCGAGGAGAUUGAUACGUAUUGGAAUUACAAUGGUAGCGACUUACAGGCUGACGAAAUCAUCAAGAAUGCUCCGGAUUACUUUGCCAAUGUGGUCAAUGCUGUCGCGAGUAAAAUACAAGAGGCUCGAGCAGUUGUGCCAUCUACCGAUCUGAUGGACAAGGCAGGUGGCCUUGAAAUGGGCGCAGGCCGUGAGGCUCAGUGA
This is a messenger RNA of Aspergillus welwitschiae, 501 nucleotides long. RefSeq lists its product as uncharacterized. The record is from RefSeq and is a predicted model, not a curated record. Lineage: Eukaryota; Fungi; Ascomycota; Eurotiomycetes; Eurotiales; Aspergillaceae. The transcript has a single exon. The coding region runs from base 1 to 501 and encodes 166 amino acids.